Tripterygium wilfordii is the source of this 1620-nucleotide messenger RNA. RefSeq names its product 26S proteasome non-ATPase regulatory subunit 13 homolog B-like. The transcript has 6 exons. Gene Ontology annotation, biological process: ubiquitin-dependent protein catabolic process. Gene Ontology annotation, cellular component: nucleus; proteasome regulatory particle, lid subcomplex; cytosol. NCBI's taxonomy places the organism in Eukaryota, Viridiplantae, Streptophyta, Magnoliopsida, Celastrales, Celastraceae. Bases 103 to 1263 code for a protein of 386 amino acids. Gene Ontology annotation, molecular function: structural molecule activity. The record is from RefSeq and is a predicted model, not a curated record.
UCAAGAAAAACAAAAUAAAAGAGAGACAAAAAAAAAUUCUUCACUUCUUCCGCUUUGAGUCGGUCUCUCUGGUUCUGGUGAUAAUAGUCGUUGAACUCAACCAUGGCAGCUCUGCAGUAUCUCGAGUCAUUGCGCAACACGCAUCCGGAGCUAUCGGAAUGGUACAAUUCGCUGGCGGAUCUGUACGAGAAGAAGCUCUGGCACCAGCUCACUCUCAAGCUCGAGCAGUUUGUCGCUCUCGCCGUCUUCCAGGCUGGCGAUGCUCUGAUACAAUUAUAUAACAAUUUCAUCACCUACUUUGAGACAAAGAUCAACCUUCUCAAGCUUGCACAUUUUGCUGUUGUCGUAUCUCGUCAAUAUCCUGAUAAAGAUGCUGCCAUUAGUUAUCUUGAAGGGGUAAUAGAAAAGUUACGAGUUACUAAAGAAAAUCGCAUAGAGGAGCCUAUCCUUUACAUCAAAAUGCAAAUCGCUCUUUUCAAACUUGAGCAAGGGGAUCAAAAAGAGUGCAAGAGACUCCUUGAGGAGGGGAAGAGUGCUCUAGACAGUAUGACGGAUAUUGAUCCAUCUGUGUAUGCGAGUUUUUAUUGGGUUUCAUGUCAAUAUCAUAAAUAUCGUCAGGAAUUUGCUGAGUUCUACAGAAGCGCUCUUCUUUAUCUGGCAUACACUUCAGUGGAGUCUCUGUCAGAUUCAUUCAAGCUGGAUUUGGCAUUUGAUCUUUCCCUAUCUGCUCUGCUGGGAGAUAACAUCUACAACUUUGGAGAAUUGCUCGCUCAUCCUAUUAUUAAGAGCCUCCUAGGAACAAAGGUUGAAUGGCUUUACCAUAAUCUUCUGGCAUUCAACUCUGGGGAUCUGGUUCGCUAUCAAGAAUUAUGUCGUGUGCACAAUGCUGCCCUAAGUGCUCAACCAGCAUUGGUUGAGAAUGAGAAGAAGCUACUGGAAAAAAUCAACAUUCUCUGCCUCAUGGAAAUUAUCUUCAGCCGCCCAUCUGAAGAUCGAACUAUUCCGUUAACUGCUAUUGCUGAACGCACGAAACUCUCUAUAGAGGAUGUUGAGCAUCUUCUGAUGAAAAGUCUCUCUGUACAUCUUAUUGAGGGUAUAAUUGAUCAAGUUGAGGGUACAGUUCAUGUGUCCUGGGUUCAGCCAAGAGUUUUGGGGGUUCAACAGAUCACAUCUCUAAGAGACCGGCUUGACAACUGGUUGGAUAAAGUACAUACUGCUCUGUUAUCCAUCGAAGCAGAAACACCAGAUUUAGUUGCAUCAUGAUUUGCUUUUUGUCUUGAUUUCCCUCCGACCCUUGUAUCAAAAUUUUAACUUUGAUUAGAAGCAAAAAUGCGAAGACAGAAAAAAUAGAGAGAGAGAGAGAGACACUAGUAAGGCCCUUGGAUUGUCAUGCGAUCGAUGUACUCUUCCUUUUCCAUAUUGCACCAUCCAUUUUAUUUAGCCAUUUCCUGAAAGCAGCUACUUGUUUCCUUGACUUUGGUUGUGUUGGCUCUUCAAUGGCAUGCAUAGAGACAUGGUGAAAAAACUUAUUUCGGAUUAUAAUCUUUUCUGGAGUGGUUACUGGACUAGUGUUUUACGUAUUUGGGAAAUUUCAUCUAAUGGAAUAUGCUGUGAUAACAA